AUGCGCCACUUCGACACCUGGAUCCUGCGCGAUCCCUACUCCAUCUUCCACUACUACCCAACCGGCCGCCGAUGGCAAGAAUCUGUCCGUGACAUGAUCCACGAACGCCAGAUCUGCGCGCCGCGAGUUGAUUCCAGCUCCAGCUCUCGUUCCAGCGCCGCCGUCGACCCGCUGGCUCAGAGAUGUAUAUCCGACCAGCCCGAUAGCGACUUCCUGCAGCGACUACCUCCCGAAAUCCGUCUGAUGAUUUAUUCAUACGCCUUUGGCGACGAGGCCGUGCAUCUGGUGCAGCUCAAGGGGAAAAUCCGCCAUGUGCGUUGCUGCAACGAGUCGGCAUCCAUCGCGAGCCAUCGUGCCUGUUGCCCGGAAACAACUGCGCGAUGGCGCUCGAGUAGUUGCCCCGUCUCAUCUGAUUCAAACAUGUUGUACCCUCAUACACACUCUGCGCUUCCGGGAAAGUUGAGCAACUCGUCGCUCUCGCUGCUAAGGACUUGUCGUGCCAUAUACCUCGAGGCCGCUAGUAUCCCUUAUACCGAUCUGGUUUAUGACGUUGACGACUUGCACACGUUUAUCGCUUUUUCAUCGACUAUUUGCCCCGAGAGACUCCGCUCGAUUAAGCGGUUGACAGUGCAGUGGACGCCCAUCUGGCAGCCCAUGACCGGUGUCAGCCAUACUUCAAUCUAUGCGCACACGCACAACGACCGUCUAUGGAAACUGUUCUGGCAACGUGUCCAGGCCAUGACGGGACUGCGGGAGCUACGUAUCAGUUUAGAUUUGGGCCAAUUCAUGAGCAACACUACCACUACUUCAUCCAGUGGCAGCAAAAAAAUCAGCCUGGCUACCAGCGAAGCAUGGGUUUCGCCGUUGCUUGCCGUGCGCGGACUAAAAGUGUUUGAUCUGUGCGUUACAGCUAAAUGUGAUGCCUCUACGCAGAAUACCAUGGUCGCCGAGAUUGGGAGGGAUGCGUUGAUUUUGUGCGAGUAUCUGCGUUCGGUGAUGUGUGCGCCGCGCGAGCAGGCUGUCAACUCGUGUGCGGCAGAGAGUACUGAUGCUGGGAAUCAGCAUUGGAGGCCAUUGAUGAUUACGGCCGCGUGA
Talaromyces rugulosus is the source of this 1095-nucleotide messenger RNA. RefSeq lists its product as uncharacterized. The transcript has a single exon. The record is from RefSeq and is a predicted model, not a curated record. NCBI's taxonomy places the organism in Eukaryota, Fungi, Ascomycota, Eurotiomycetes, Eurotiales, Trichocomaceae. The coding region runs from base 1 to 1095 and encodes 364 amino acids.